AUGCCUAGAGAGCCACUAAUCGGAAUUGUCGGUAAACCGUCUUGCGGUAAAUCCACUACUUUGAAUUCCCUCACGGAUGCAAAUGCCAAAGUUGGAGCCUUUCCAUUUACAACCAUUGACCCAAAUAGGGCAACAGGGUAUCUAAAACUUGACUGUGCAUGCUCCAGGUAUGGUAAAGAGGAUCUAUGCAAGCCUAACUAUGGCUGGUGUGAACAAGGAAAAAGACAUGUUCCAAUCGAAUUAUUAGAUGUUGCUGGACUUAUCCCAGGUGCGUCACAAGGAUUGGGAUUAGGAAACAAGUUUUUGGAUGAUCUUCGACAUGCAGAUGCAUUGAUUCAGGUUGUUGAUGUUUCAGGAACAACGGAUGCGGAGGGUAAAGCAACUAGAGGAUAUGACCCUCUUCAGGAUAUACAAUGGUUACAAGACGAGAUCCGACUUUGGAUUGAAAAUAAUCUACACAAAAAAUGGAAUACUAUUUCAAGGAGACAUGUGGCGACAAAAUCCACUACAGUAGAGACCUUAAGGGCACAGCUUGGUGGAUAUGGAGCAUCAAAAGAGAUGGUGGCUAAAGCUGUUAAAUCUGUUCCAAAUUUGCCACGAUUAGAAAAAUGGGACAAUGAGUGGAUUACACGAGUUGUCAAGGCAUUUAUGAAUGUUAAAUUCCCAACGGUUCUUGCAUUGAAUAAAAUCGAUCAUCCUGAUGCUGAUAAAAAUGUGAGUAAGAUCAUGCUCAAAUAUCCAAAAAUGACUUGUGUGCUUACUAGCGCCCUAACAGAGGUUUUCCUGCGUAAACUAAAGGAUCAAGGGUACAUAGAAUACGAGCCGGGAACCGAGUUUGUUGAUACGUAUGACGAUUUAGGUCCAGAUUGUGGUCUCAAGCCAAUGGAUCCGGUAUUAAAAGAUAGAGUCGAGAGUAUAAGGGAUCUUGUGCUAUACAGAUUUGGAUCCACGGGUGUUGUUCAAGUUUUGCAAGAGGCAGCCAAAAAAUUGGAUCUUGUUCCUGUUUAUACGGUUAGAAAUAUUCAAACUUUCACUGGUGGUCAUGGAAAAUAUGUAUUUAGGGACUGCACACUUUUCAAAAGAGGAACGACCGUCAAUUCUGUGGCUAGAGCGAUUAUGGGAGAAGUUACUAUAGCAUCGGCUGAAGGAGUAGGUGGAAAGCGUGUAGCCAUGGAUGAUAUAGUCGAACCUGGAAAGAAUGACAUACUUUCAUUUAAGGUUGUUCCAGGUAAGGAUGAUGCAAAGAAGGAUGAUGAAGGAGCCAAAGGGGAGGGAAAAACUGAUAGUAAAAAGACUAAGCAUAAAAAAUAA
Molecule: messenger RNA, 1311 nt
Organism: Brettanomyces bruxellensis
Lineage: Eukaryota; Fungi; Ascomycota; Pichiomycetes; Pichiales; Pichiaceae
Exons: 1
Coding region: 1-1311 (436 amino acids)
Cellular component (GO): cytoplasm
Molecular function (GO): GTP binding; ATP hydrolysis activity
Source: RefSeq, a predicted model, not a curated record